GAGCUCGGCGGAGCUUUGCAGCGCUGGAGGAGGCGGUUGUGGCUCGUAAGGCGAUCGCGGCUGCGAGCGGCGUUUCUUCCCGGCCAUGUCCGCCGCCUGUUGUCGCCCCCACCCGGCUCCGGAGCCCACGCUGGGCAGGGACAUCCCCGGCCCUAACAAGCUGCUCGAUUUGGCCGAGGGAGUCUCCUUGCCUCCGGGCGACUACGGCACCACGCCUGGCGGCACCCUCUUCGGAACCACGCCUGGCGGUACCCGCAUUAUUUAUGACCGCAAAUUCUUAAUGGCGUGCCGAAAUUCUCCAGUUGCCAAAACACCACCUUGCAAUCUUCCGGACAUUCCAGGUGUGACAAAUCCAAGUAUGGAUGAGCUCCAGACGGAGAUGAACUUCAUGUCUGCUGACGAUGAGAAACCAGGCUUAGGU
This is a messenger RNA of Thamnophis sirtalis, 421 nucleotides long. The record is from RefSeq and is a predicted model, not a curated record. NCBI's taxonomy places the organism in Eukaryota, Metazoa, Chordata, Lepidosauria, Squamata, Natricidae.